GCCCCGCCGGAACGGAGGGAGGGAGGGAGCGCUGGAGGCGGCACCGCUCGGCUCCCUUCGCCCGCCAGAGCCUCAGGCUGCCCGGGAAUUGCUACUGUUGUUGUAAGGACCCUGAUGUGGCACCACUGAUGUGAACAUUCUAGUGAUAGGCAGGAGAGAAUAAAGUGAAUUCACAUGCUUUGGUUGCCUGAAUCAGAUUGACUGGAUCUUCAACCUUUGCUGGCGUGAGUUGUCCCAUCAAUUGCAGUGCAACUGCUCAUUUCAACUUGAUCAUCACCAGGACAAACUCUACAAGAGAUGGAGGACACCGAACCGUGGUAUUCUCAGAAGGUGUACACGAGAUACUGGAAGCACUAUGACUUAGCCAUGCGCUGGAUGCGGAGGCACCAGAAAGCCUACAGGAAAGCCAUUGAGUCCUUUUAUCACCUACCAUGGCAUCCUCCUGCAGCUUCUCCAAGUAGCCACUACUCAGACUGGGAUGGGAAUGAUCUCCUACAUACCCAAAACUAUUCUGCCCGGUAUCAACCGCAUGGCAGAGCUCCGUACCAUGGGGGAGCUCAGCAGUGCACAGGUGCCCACCAAGGGAGGCAGGAUGCUGAAGAAGACUCUGAAAUGGAGGAGGAUGCUGAAAGGGACUCCGAAAUGGAAGAAGACUCCGAGUCUGAAGGGGAGAUAGAAUAUGACUUGAGUAACAUGGAGAUCACAGAGGAGCUUCGCCAGUUUUUUGCAGAGACAGAGAGACACCGGGAAGAGCUGCGGAGGCAGCAGCAGCUGGAAGCUGAGGACCCAUACGUGGAGGCUGAUCAAGACCUUCACAGGAGGAUGGAGCGUUCUGUGGAGCCGCCUAGGGAAAGACCUGGGGAGAGGCGAAUGGCGGAAAUGAAGAAACUGUACGGUGCUGAUGCUGCCAAAAUCCAGGCAAUGGAGGCUGCCAUGCAGCUCAUCUUUGAUAGGUGCUGUGACAAAAAGCAGCCCAAAUACUGGCCCAUUAUUCCCCUUAAGCUGUGAGUACCUGGACUGUGCUCUGACAUGGCACGGAACUGUGCCUCAGUCAGGUUGUGCUGCUGAAAGAACAAGCUGCCAGUUUUGGGUUUGGAUGGGCUUUGGGAUGGAAUCUGGCAAGGACAGCAUGUGUUUCUUUGGCCUUUGUUUCUUUUACACUGUCUGUCAGCGAUGCUCACUGUCAUUCAAUUCCAUACAGUUGUCAAGUAGUAAUAGGAGGGAUGGGAAUAUCAAACCCAUCUUAAGUCAGACAUUUACUCCUUUGAUAUGUGCCUGCCUUGACCAUACUUGCAAGAAACAAUGUCUGUACUCAGUGAACUGAGAAAACUUAAAAUGAUGCAAAUAAAGACUGUAGGAAUUGUCUGCUUUUACUGUUUAGGAA
This is a messenger RNA of Myiozetetes cayanensis, 1384 nucleotides long. RefSeq names its product gem nuclear organelle associated protein 8 (gene GEMIN8). The transcript has 6 exons. The record is from RefSeq and is a predicted model, not a curated record. NCBI's taxonomy places the organism in Eukaryota, Metazoa, Chordata, Aves, Passeriformes, Tyrannidae. Gene Ontology annotation, biological process: spliceosomal snRNP assembly. Gene Ontology annotation, cellular component: SMN complex. The coding region runs from base 298 to 1008 and encodes 236 amino acids.